This is a messenger RNA of Dreissena polymorpha, 1042 nucleotides long. Its product is annotated as pyrokinin-1 receptor-like. Lineage: Eukaryota; Metazoa; Mollusca; Bivalvia; Myida; Dreissenidae. The coding region runs from base 233 to 1042 and encodes 269 amino acids. The transcript has 3 exons. The record is from RefSeq and is a predicted model, not a curated record. Gene Ontology annotation, molecular function: neuromedin U receptor activity. Gene Ontology annotation, cellular component: plasma membrane. Gene Ontology annotation, biological process: neuropeptide signaling pathway.
UUAGCAAGUGAAUAUUCUCCUCGAAAGUGAUGGAUACCUCAUAGACGCGUCAGUGUUUUAUGCGCUCUCGGAAAAAUAAUUCACGUACGUAACACGCUUCCAAUUAACAGCUAUUUUGUUAUUUGUAUAUUCAAACUGGUCAACAUGUGUGAUAUUACCUGUUCGACUUAAAUCUUGAAAUUUACUUCACAGUUUGAUAUAUAAACGAAACUAGGGAUCACAAUAACGCUUAAUGGAAUCGUCACUAGAAAACGUUACGUCAUCGAUUAUAAACGUUACCACUGUUAACGUUACCCUGUCGGACAAGGAGCUGUUGGACUUGAGGCUUGGUGACCGACAUAUGUCGAUGGUUGCUCUGGUUGUCCUGAACGUCAUCUAUAUUGCCAUAUUCGUCAGUGGUAUGCUGGGGAAUAUAUGUACUUGCGUAGUGAUCGCAAGGAACCGGUCCAUGCACACAGCUACGAAUUACUAUCUCUUCAGUUUGGCCAUUGCUGACCUUCUCACACUUCUUCUUGCACUACCGCCAGAGCUUUACACGUACUGGGAGGCAUAUCCGUGGAGAUUGGGACAAGUGUUUUGUAUUAUUAAGUCCUAUAUACAGGAACUGACGUCAUACGCAUCGGUGCUGACCAUCGCUGCCUUCACGAUCGAGAGAUACCUCGCUAUUUGUCACCCAAUGACCUUGCAAGUCCUCAAUCAUCCCACCCGAGCCAUUAAACUGUUAAUAAUUCAAUGGAUCGCGGCUGUCAUAAGCGCAUUCCCUUACGCCCUUUACACAAGGACCUUUUAUUUCGUCUACCGUAACGAAUCCAGCGAUCCCAUUCCUGACUCGCUGAUUUGUAAUGUACCCAACGAACAUAGGGAGACAAUGACGUACUUUUUCCAAAUUUCAACAUUUGUGUUCUUCGUGUAUCCAAUGUCUGUGAUUUUAAUUAUGUACAUUCUUAUUGGAAUGAAGUUACGAAAAUCAAACCCUGUUCCCCACGACAGAAACAAUGCUGUCGUGCAAGCUCGGAAAUCAGUAAUAAAGAUGCUAGGUUAG